Umbelopsis ramanniana AG is the source of this 1309-nucleotide messenger RNA. RefSeq lists its product as uncharacterized. Gene Ontology annotation, cellular component: nucleolus. NCBI's taxonomy places the organism in Eukaryota, Fungi, Mucoromycota, Umbelopsidomycetes, Umbelopsidales, Umbelopsidaceae. The coding region runs from base 75 to 1166 and encodes 363 amino acids. Gene Ontology annotation, biological process: maturation of SSU-rRNA from tricistronic rRNA transcript (SSU-rRNA, 5.8S rRNA, LSU-rRNA). The transcript has 5 exons. The record is from RefSeq and is a predicted model, not a curated record.
AAAAAAAAAAGUUACCCUUCAGUGCCAUUUGAUCUGAAUUCAUAGCCUCGAAUAAUCCAUUACUCGUAUACAACAUGCCUUCCGUGGACGAACUGAUCUCGUCCAUCAAGGCCAAGUCCAACUCCAAUUCAUUCCUGUCGCAAGCAAAGAAAAGAAAGAGCGAAGGAACUUCAUUAGUGGAAAAGAAGAAAUCUCGAACAAUACCAGCGAAGAAUGAAAUUAGCGAGAAUGAUCUCUUGAAGAAGCUCAACAAAUUUGGAGAACAGUUUAUGCAAUCGGUCGACACCAGCUCAAAGAAGACACCCAAGAAGGCGAAGAAGGUAGUUGAGAAAAUGGAAGUCGCACCUGUGGAUUCAGAGCUUCCUGUAUUUCCUGAUGAGGAUUUGGAAGCCUUUGAGGAUGAAGAUGAAAUAGAUCAAUUGUUUGGCUUAGCCAACGGGCAAACUGUACAAGAAGAAGAGACAAGCCAUUCGACAAAGUCAAAAGGACCAGAAGUUGUGGUCUUUGCUGAAGCGGUCAAAAAGACAAUAACAGGGUCCUCUAAAGCAGAUUAUAGGGCGUUCAUGUCAUCGAAGGUCGCCAAGAUGGAAGCUCCUCCACCGCCGCCACCUAAAUCAGUCAAAGAAAUGGAAGAAGAAGAGGAAAAUUUGGCUCAUGAUCGUGAAUUGAAAGAAUUAUUGGCUACAUCCAAGCUACUAGAAGAAUAUGAAAUGGAGGAGAUGUCCGGCAAAGAACGACGAAAAUUCAACAUGAACAAAUUAGAAAGUCUAGGUGUUAAGAAAUCUAAACCUGAGCAGCGACCAAUAGCGAUGAGACUGGGCAUGGAAAAGAAACAGAAGGAACGUGAUGAAAAGAAGUUACAGCACGCCAAGAACAUUGGAAUGUACGACAAGUCUAUGAAGCAUCUCUAUGCUGCAGCCUCCAAGCCUAAAGAACGCAAACGACGAGACAGAGGUAUCGACAGCGGUAUUGGCAAAAUGCAGGGAUCAACACUCACGCUGAGCAAGACCGAGAUCAAACGCGUUAACCGACAAGACAUGAAGCUCAAAGCUAUCAAACGAAAAGGAAAAGGAAAAGGCAGUAGUGGAGGCAGCAAGGGCGGCGGCAGCAAAGGUGGCAGCAAGAAAAAAGGAUUCAGCGGUGGUGGCAAAAAAGGCAAACGCUGAGGUCUGUGACAGCCAAAUUUUCCGGAUAUUUGAGUUGCUGGUGUCGUUGCGUUGACAAUGCAACUCUCAUGACAGAAACACCAUCAACCACUAGAAAACUACAUAUUUUGGUCGGCGCUACUGGGAGUGUGGCCAGCAUUAAG